Messenger RNA from Zootermopsis nevadensis, 7389 nucleotides. It is a transcript of the gene mew, whose product is annotated as multiple edematous wings. Gene Ontology annotation, biological process: integrin-mediated signaling pathway; cell-cell adhesion; cell-matrix adhesion. Lineage: Eukaryota; Metazoa; Arthropoda; Insecta; Blattodea; Termopsidae. Gene Ontology annotation, cellular component: integrin complex; external side of plasma membrane. The record is from RefSeq and is a predicted model, not a curated record. Gene Ontology annotation, molecular function: integrin binding.
GGUCAGUCGGCAGUAGGUUGUUGUUGGGGCGGUGGUAUUAUGCAGUUUGGUUGCAGGAAUGUUCGGUUUUGUUCAUCAUAAUUGAUAUUGCACGAUUUAUAUACGCUAGAGUUUUAGUGGAAAGCUAUUAAGAUAGUUCAAUAUUACAAAAAUGGAGUCGUGCUUGGUUAUGUUGUUCGUGUCCUUAGUGCAAUUCAAUUUUAAUUGUGUGUUGACAUUUAACCUCGAAUCGCGUCUACCUGUUAUCAAGAUUGGUGACAUCCGUGGUUCUUAUUUUGGAUAUUCAAUUGCCCAGCAUCAGACAGUUAAUGAAAUAACCAACGAAAUAGAUGAUAAUUGGUUACUUGUGGGCGCACCACUAGGUAAGAACCUACAACCUGGUACAAACCAUUCUGGGGCCUUGUAUCGAUGUCCAGUAACUACAAACUACAAUGACUGUGAACAGGUGGUGACUGACGGGAAGAGAAAUCCUGAAGAUGGGCAGUAUGAACCGUCGGUUGACUCGAAGAAUCUUAUGCCUCCUGGAGAUGAUGAGAUAAAGGACGGUCAGUGGCUUGGUGUGACAGUGCGCAGCAUGGGACCUGGUAAAAAAGUCAUGGUGUGUGCCCACCGCUAUAUGAGGAAGGGUUUCGAUUAUCAAUGGGGGCAGGGCCUUUGCUACACGCUCAGUCAGUUUUUGGACUAUGAUGAAACAUGGGAACCAUGCAAGGGUCGACCCACAAACAGAGCUCAUGAACAGUAUGGCUACUGUCAGGCAGGAACUAGUGGUUUGCUGUUGGAUGACACAGCAGUGAUUGGCACCCCUGGUCCCUACACAUGGCGUGGGACUGUGUUUGUUAUCAGCGUGUCAGAAAACUUCUUAAAUCGAGACAAGACCAUCUACCAUGGGCCGUUACUGGAACACGAGUCACCUGUCGAUAAGUACAGCUACUUGGGAAUGUCUGUAACUGCUGGACAGUUCUUUGGCAACAAAAGUGCGUAUGCUGCUGGUGCACCAAGAGCAAAUGGCACUGGUCAGGUAGUGAUCUUUACUAAGAAACGACCGACGGAGAAUCCGAUGGACGUGCAGCUUAUUCUCAGUGGGGAGCAGUUUGCCUCCAGCUUUGGUUAUGAACUGACAAAUGCUGAUAUCAAUGGAGAUGGUUUUCCUGACCUUAUAGUGGGCGCUCCGUUCUUCUUCAGCCGAGAGGAGGGAGGCGCUGUGUAUAUUUACACCAACAACAAAAACCACUGUUUGGACUGCAAGAAACCUUUGAGACUGACAGGCAAACCAGAAUCCAGGUUUGGUUUUGCUAUUACGAAUCUCGGUGACCUGAAUUCUGAUGGCUAUGAAGACAUUGCAGUUGGUGCCCCAUAUGAAGGAAAUGGAGCUGUCUAUGUUUACUUGGGAUCUGCACAAGGCCUCAUUCCUGAACCCUCCCAGAUCUUGUAUGCUGAAGAUCUUAGAACAAAUGGUAUACCAAUUACAACAUUUGGUUACUCCCUGAGUGGUGGACUUGACUUGGAUCAGAAUGGGUACCCUGACCUGAUGAUUGGUGCAUAUGAUGUUGAUGCAGUGGUCCUGCUGCGUGCUCGGCCCAUCAUCAACAUUGUGACCAGUGUGGAGCCAUCAGCCAAUCUACAAAACAUUGACCCUAGCCGGAUUGGCUGUGCAAAGAAUCCAUAUGCUAACCAUACAUGCUUCUCGUUUGCGGCAUGUGUGACAAUGAAACUGACAACAAAUCUGACGCUCAACUACAGUAUUGAGGCUGAAACAUUCCAGAGUGGACGCAAGUUCUCACGAGUCUGGUUUGGGGGACACGAUGGCGACAAAAAGCAGCCCCACAUAGUGAGGAAGAGAAUUGAAAUGAAAUUUGAUCCUUUACGGCGUAGAGGAGAUGUUAAAAGAUGUGAAACAGAGAUGGUCUAUAUCAAGGAGAAUCAGCGUGACAUCCAGUCCCCAAUCAAAUUCCAGUUGAAGUAUGAGCUGGUACAAAAGGAACCCCCAAGGCUCGUACCAGGACAGCCAUUGCCUGAUAUUGAUAAUUACCCAGUUCUAAACCAGCAAGAGGCAGCCAAGACAUUCCAGGCAACAUUUCAGAAUGACUGUGCUGAUGAAAUUUGCAUCAGUCAGCUCUACCUUGAAACAUACCUCCUACUUCCAUCAGGGCGACGUCCUAACACGUGGGAGCUAAUCAUGGGUGAACAAGAGGCUGUCAGGCUGAACGUGACAGCUCACAACAAUGGCGAGUCUGCAUAUGAUGCCUGGCUGUUUGUGUCUCACCCUGCGAGCCUUAACUACACUGCUCACAAGACUGAUAGUAAACACAUGAGCUGCACCCCGCACAAUAAGACACUGAUAAAGUGCAAUAUCGGCAAUCCUUUCAAGCAAGGCGCUCCUGCCAACAUUCAGCUUCGGUUUGAUCCGAAGGGUCUGGCAGAUACUGAAUCCCAGCUGGAAUUUGUUGUGUUUGCCAACUCAACAUCAAAGGAAUUAGAUCCUCAGGCGCCCUCUACUCUACACACCAGUGUCAUUCGCAGGGCGGAAAUUUCUGUCACAGGUUCUGUGGAUCCGGAUCACGUUUAUUAUGGAGGGGUUGUGCGCGGAGAAUCAGCCAUGGAGCACCUUGAUGACAUUGGUGAGAGAGUGAUGCAUACGUACCACAUCUUCAACCAGGGACCUUGGAAAGUUGGUAGCCUUGAAGUGCAUAUAGAAUGGCCUUUCCAAGUUGCCAACAACAAACCGCAAGGAAAAUGGCUUCUGUAUCUUGAAGACAGACCAACUGUAGAAGGACAGGGCGGUGGAGAAUGCUUCAUCGCACAUGGCCAUGUGAAUCCCUUGAACCUGACUCGCCGACCUGGAGUGGAAGAGCUCCCUCUGGAGUCUCUGAGACUCCCUUCAAGGCCUUUAGCUGCUACUUUGGAACCUCCGGAGCCCACGUGGGAAUCAGAUCAUCCUCAGACUCGGCGAAGGAGGCGAGAUGUUGAGAUGGUUGUCAGAGCUGAGUCUUAUGUAGAUAAAGAUGGGAACAAACAUGAACUUGUUAAUAUGAACUGUCUUCUGGGAACGGCAAAAUGCUUAAAAUUUUAUUGUGUGGUAUUUAAUCUGCGAAGGAACCAUGAGGCUACCGUCAGGAUACGAGCCAGGUUAUGGAACUCGACUUUAGUAGAAGAUUACCCAAAUGUAUACUCCGUGAAUAUUAAGUCACGGGCAAAGAUGCAUUUGCCCCCUGGUCUUAUGAUUCUUCAGAACCCUGAUGAUGAUGAGGCUCAGGUGGAGACGGUUGCAUACCGAGAUCCUCUGGAUCAACAGGAACCAGAACCCGUACCGAUAUGGAUAAUAAUUGUGGCUGUAGUGGCAGGCCUAUUGCUGCUUAUCCUUAUUACACUUGUACUGUGGAGACUUGGCUUCUUUAAGCGGCGGCGUCCAGAUCCCACCCUUUCAGGAAACUUGGAAAAGCACCGAGAUGAAAAUGGUGACUACUCAUCAUAAUGACUAUCGAAUUCUUGUGUGUGGGGGCAGAUAGUUGUUGUUUCCUCAUCCUAAUAUCAGUGAACUAAACAAGUAGGGUGUACAAGCUGCUCAGCUUGUUCAAUAAUAAGUUGAAAUGUGAAGGUCGGUACCACAUUAAGGACAUUACCAUGUCGUCUUUGGGCAGAUAGAGCCACUGUUAAACUGUGGUAAUAUUUAGGAUCAAACCAUGAAGCUUCUUACUUCAAGCCUAUGAAUAUAGGUGUGCAAGAAUUUCUACUCCGUUUCAUAAAAAUAUAAUGUCACAGGAUACAUGUCCAAGUAAGAAAGAGGUUUUGGAAGUCACAUAUGUUACAUUGUAAUACCAACUCUUUAACUUAGAAAUGAACCACUUGCAACAGAAAGAUAGCUUUUGAGCAUCUGCCAUGUUGUACAUGAUAGGUCUUGUAGAACCUGCUUGAUAUUCUGGCAUGUUUAACUGGCAGGGGAAUGGUUAAAUUCAUGUCCUAUUGUAUUAAAGAUUAUUAAAAUCAUCAAUUUUGGGAUUUGUGAAAUUUUGCCAGAAUUUAAUUUGCGAGUACUGUUUAAUUUUCCUGAAUUAAACGUGGUCUGUAUAAUUAGCACAGUGUAAUACAGAAAACAUUAUAUAUUUUAAUUUUGUUGGAUGAGACUAUGAUCCAAACUUGUAGGUCGUGAAAUGCAAAUAAAGUCCCAUCUUGUCUUCACAGAAAGUCAUCUUCCUGUUGCACUGAACUCUUAUAAGGUCGGUGACAGUGGAUGGACAGACUGUAGUUUGAGAUGAAAUUAAUCUCCCAAAGUUGAUAUUAGUUUCUGGUGCACAAGUGUGUCAGUUACUAUAAAGAAUAUAAUGUGUGAAUGGUACAGAAGGUAACACAGCCAACAGCAGAGGCUGUGCUGAAAAGAAAUUCUAAAUUACAGUGAAGUGUUUGUUUAUAUAUGUAUGUAUGUGUUGUGUAAAAUGUGAAAUCAUUUGAAUAAUUUAAUGAUUUAUCAUGAAAGACUCAUUUCAUAUGUUUGAUAGAUGAUGUGUCAUACAAAACUGUAAACAGUCCAGCAGGUUUCAUGUUGUAAUUUUAGGACAGUUUUAACCCUUCUUACUCUGAAACCUAUUAUAGCUGGGAAUUCUUCAAUGCAGCAGAAUAAUUACUUCUAAACGAAAAUAUCCAAGAACACAUAGUUUAGGCUGGUAUAGAUGGCAUCUGAAUGCAGAAAACCAUGAACAUCGUUCAAUUUGAAGCACGUACUUUUCCGAGUGUGUUGUUUGAAACUUGCCUUUUAUAAAUUCUUUUCCUUAUUACAGCUGCUUUUAAUUGACUUGUUUUACUCAUAUUAAAAUGUCUUUGUGGACUGAUGAUGGUCUGAGUUACAUUUUGACUCUAUAUCUAAAACUGUAGUUUUAUUAUAAAAAAUGCAAUUAAUUGAAUGAGGUGAACAUGCUGUAUUCUGACACGAUAUUUUUGUGUUAUUUGUAAGGAGAUCAUUAGUAUGUUGCUCGUGACAAAAUUGCCUAAUUGUGUGUAUAUGCGUACUUGCAUGUGUGUUGUCUGAUUUUCACUGCUACAGGCUCCAUUCUUUUGUAUUUACUCAGAUGUAAAUUAUAUGACCAUUUUCAGAUCUUUCUCUACAUCAGUUACUAUGUGUUUGUUGGAAGAAGUGGCAAGAUUCGAAGAGCUAUUUUAAUACUGAUGUCCAUUACUGUUAUAUUAUGUUUCUAAUGCCUCAGUGUUAUCAAAUACAACUGUAAAAUGUUAGUUUUACUGCAAACAAUUUAUGAUUUAAAAUGUCACGUUGAAACUUAUUAAUUUCAGCAGUUUGUGAGUCACUUGACUAAAAGUAGCCAAAUUAUGUAGGUUUGAUGAAGAUGGUUGCCUUCUGAGUUGUUGCACCGUGUAGUCUGGUACAAGUUUGCCGACAUUUCAGAGGUCCUUGCUGCCACCAUCGUCAUGGUGAUGAUGAUGGAGGUAGCAAGGACCUCUGUAGCGUCGGUGAACUUCUACCAGACUACACACUGCAACAACCCAAAAGACAACCAUUUUCAAACUUACCACCAUGAAAACCUCAAAUUCUACAUGUAGGGUGGAUGUUGAUAAUAAACUGUUGUAUUUGAUUUUCUUGACGUAGCUGACAUCAGGGUGCUUGACUACUUCCUUCAUUUCCAUUUAUUAUUGUAUGUGUUAUCAUGGCUUUCCAGUUGACCUGGCUGUGAUUUUUGGCAGCUGUAGGUUACUUUGAAUUUUGACUUCAAGUCAGAAUAAGUCGAGUGAAGAAAAAGUGUAUAAAAUUACCGUCAUAUUGCAGACUUACAGAAAGAGAAAAUUGCCAGAAUUAAGUGAUAUGUAUACUGGUGUUUAGUGUAAGAUGAUAAAUAUUUCAACGUUUUAUUGUGAAAUGUUGAAAGAAGAAGAACCCAGUGAAGUGCAGAUUGAGAAAGGAAAUGGCAUUCAAUUCAUGAAGUCACUGCUGAUUCUUGUACAUUUUAUUAUGUAGAUUUUCUAUUGAGGUUAUGUUACGUAUUUUAUGUUGUACAUGAAAGCAAAUAACUCAUAUGUAUUGAUAUCUGCAGUUAUUGGACAGUCUCUGACGACAGCAGCAGUGUCCAUGGUUUCCAGCUUGUUACCUGAUUAAAAUUUCCAUUUCAGUAAUUUUCAGGCUCAGAUACCCCUAACAAGGAAGUCCACUUUGUGAGGAUGUCACAGCAUGUCUGCCUUAAUAAGAAAAAAACCUGUUUGGCUUCAAUACCUCGUUACAAAUGCUGGGAUAGUAUAUGGAAUCAUAUAAUGAUUUGCUGUCACUUUUGUUCCGUACAUGUAUACCUGUGAGUCACAUAUUUAUCCCUAAUGCCUGGUGCUCCAUGUAUUUAUAAGGGAGACAGGGACAUUAGAAAAAUAUACGCUCUGUUGUUCUCACGCCUUAGGCUAGAGACCAGAACAUUACUUGUAGACCACCAGGUCCUUUUUAUUCUUAUCAUUUUAAUAAUGGCAUGAUUACAUACUGUGAUAUUUUUACCUUUGUGAAAGUCAAAUAUUUUAUGAUAAGAACUGGCACUGAGUCCAUGUCUCGUCUGUGCAAUUACUGAAGUGGUGUCAAAAUAUUAGCACUCGUAUCCUUAUUUAACCCUUUCCACGCUGGAUUUUAAUUUAGAGAACAUUCUGUUGUUGGUAUACUUCCAGUGUAAAAUGUAGUUGUUGUUUUCUUAAUAGCCAUAAAUAAUUUUAACUGCUGAGAGUUGGUGGGACACCCAUUAAGUAUAAUUCUUCUUUUGUGCAAACCAUUCAAAGACAAUCGUCAACGAGCUUGUUUUCCUGCUCUAUUAAAUGAACAUGAAAGCAGUACCAUAUUGAUCUGUUAUCACAUUGCAUAAUACAUUCUGAUCAAUUCGCUGCUCCUUGGUUUUAUCAGUUUUAUUUUAGCUGAGCUGGAAAUAUUUCUAAAAUAUUCUCAUGUGAAGGCUGUUCAAUAUUUUAUUAUUAUUAAAUGUAAUUUUGACCAUUUGUAAGGAGGUAGAAUUUCUUGUUCUUAAUUUUGAACCAUCAAAGAUACAGUGUUGUUGUUGGUGGAAGGUCCCCUGAAGUCAUCAUUAUAUGUAACGUAAAUAUAUCUUUAUUAAUUUGAACCCAUUGUUUUCAAAACUGUGUGAGUGCCAAGAAUAUAGAAUGUGAUAUUUGAUUCUCAUCUGAUCUGCAAGUUGUCAUUGUUUUGUAAUGCAGUUCUGUUGUAGAUAGCCAAUUAGUCGUAAGUGCGUGUAUGUGGCUGUGUAUGCAGAGGAGAUUUGCUGCCAACAAUCUGCACAAAGUUUAUGCAGGAUCUGAAUGAUAUUGUAUUUUGUCAAAUGAUAAAUAUUAUACAUGUGAUUAUAACAGGUUAAUUUUAUUUUAUAUGUCUUAUUUUAAAUAAAAAAGUACAAGUCAGCCCUUAUA